AGCUCCUCUGGAGUGGGCGGAGUCAAACCACGGGGAAGCGUCACUGAGGGUGCGGUGCGUUUACUGACUGAAGGGUCAAACGCUGCCGCCGACGAGGAGGAACAGACAUCCGGAUUAACCAAACCAAAACACUCUCUUUUGCGUUUACAUUUUUCGCACCGUCGGUUUUAUUUUAGUUCGACGCGGUGACGAUGUCUUCGAUGGACCUGGAGAGGCUGAAGAUGACGGGGGCCGGACGCGCCAUGGCCGUGCUGACCAGCGGUGGAGAUGCACAAGGGAUGAACGCCGCUGUCCGAGCUGUGACCCGGAUGGGGAUUUACGUGGGGGCCCAGGUCUAUCUCAUUUAUGAGGGAUACCAGGGCCUGGUGGACGGGGGAGACAACAUCAAACUGGCCCACUGGCACAGCGUGACCAACAUCAUCCAGCAGGGUGGGACCGUGAUUGGCAGUGCCCGCUGCAAGACCUUCCCAACGCGCGAGGGCAGACUGGCCGCGGCCUUCAACCUGGUGAAGAAAGGCAUCACCAACCUGUGUGUGUGUGGCGGAGACGGCAGCCUCACCGGAGCCAACGUCUUUCGCAGCGAGUGGAGCAGUUUGCUGGAGGAGCUUGUGGAGAAAGGACGGAUCACAGACACUCUGGCCAAGCAGCACGAUCACCUGAACAUCGUGGGACUUGUGGGCUCCAUAGACAACGACUUCUGCGGCACUGACAUGACCAUCGGAGCCGACUCUGCGCUGCACCGCAUCAUGGAGAUAAUUGAUGCCAUCAUGACGACUGCACAGAGCCACCAGCGCACAUUUGUUUUGGAAGUCAUGGGUCGACACUGUGGGUACCUGGCCUUGGUGUCAGCGCUGGCAUCUGGGGCAGACUGGCUCUUAAUUCCAGAGUCUCCUCCUCAGGAGGGCUGGGAGGACCGCAUGUGUUCCCGUCUGGAGGUGAGCCGAACAAAGGGGUCAAGACUGAACAUCAUAAUCGUUGCAGAAGGAGCCAUUGACAGAAGUGGCAAGCCCAUCUCCUCAACUUAUGUAAAAGAUCUGGUGGUGAAGCGGCUGGGUUACGACACCAGAGUGACCAUACUGGGCCAUGUUCAGCGAGGAGGAACUCCCUCAGCGUUUGACAGAAUACUGAGCAGUAAGUUGGGUGUGGAGGCUGUAAUUGCCCUGAUGGAGGCGUCUCCAGGCACCCCAGCCUGCGUCAUCGGCCUGUCAGGUAACCACCCUGUUCGUCUUCCUCUAAUGGAGUGUGUGGAGAUGACUAAGUUGGUCCAGAAGGCCAUGAAUGAAAAGAGGUUUGAUGAGGCCGUCAAACUGCGUGGAGGGAGCUUUGAGAACAACUGGAACAUCUACAAGCUUCUUGCAUUCCAGAAGCCUUCCCAGUCUGAGAGCAAUUUCUCUUUGGCUGUUCUGAAUGUGGGAGCCCCGGCUGCAGGGAUGAAUUCGGCCGCAAGAUCAGCUGUGAGAUUAGCGCUCGCUCAGGGACACAAGGUCUAUGCCAUCAAUGAUGGAUAUCAAGGACUCGCCAACGGAGCGGUCUUUGAGAUGGAAUGGCACAGUGUGGCGGGAUGGACAGGCCAAGGGGGAUCACUGCUGGGAACAAAACGGACUCUUCCUAACAAACACAUGGAGAAGAUUGUGGAAACCAUUUCCAAGUUCAACAUCUCAGCUCUACUUGUAAUUGGAGGGUUCGAGGCGUACGAAGGUGUGCUGCAGCUGUUUGAGGCCCGGAGUCGCUACGAUGAGCUCUGUAUACCCAUGUGUGUGAUCCCUGCCACCAUCAGCAACAACGUGCCUGGAACCGACUUCAGCCUGGGAGCCGACACCGCUGUCAACGCUGCCAUGGAGGGUUGUGACAAGAUCAAGCAGUCUGCCAGUGGGACCAAGAGACGGGUGUUUGUGGUGGAGACUAUGGGUGGAUUCUGUGGCUAUCUGGCAACAUCCACUGGGAUAGCGGUGGGUGCCGAUGCAGCCUACAUCUUUGAGGACCCCUUCAACAUCCAUGACCUAAAGACCAAUGUGGAGCAUUUAUCUGAAAAGAUGAAGAAGGACAUCCAGCGGGGUCUCAUACUGAGGAAUGAAAAAUGCCACGAAAACUACACCACAGAUUUCAUCCAUAAGCUGUAUUCCUCAGAGGGGAAGGGCAUCUUUGACUGCAGAGUCAACGUGUUGGGACACCUUCAGCAGGGAGGGGCACCUUCUCCCUUUGAUAGAAAUUUUGGUACAAAGUUGGGUGUGAGGGCAAUCCAGUGGAUUUCAGAGAGAUUCCAAGAAAACUUCCGACAAGGCCGUGUGUUCACCAACUCACCAGAUACAGCAUGUGUGCUGGGCCUCAACAGGAAGGUCAUCAAAUUCACCCCUGUUGCUGAACUGAAGGCUGUGACCGAUUUCGAGCACCGGAUGCCCAAGGUCCAGUGGUGGUACAAUCUGCGGCCAAUGCUCAAAAUGUUGGCCAAAUAUCAAACCAGCUUCUGUGAAUAUGUCCCGGGAGAGAUUGAACAUGUGACUCGACGCUCCAUCAGCAUUGAUUCUGGGUUCUAGGAGAAACCACAGUAUUCUCUCUGCACUUCUUCCACCUCAUCUGUCCAUCCUUUGUUUCGACACAGAUUACAGAUUUUAAGAAUCUGAUGCUGCGCACGUUCACAGGACUGAACACAAGCCAGCAAUGAUUUCAGUCUGUUGUCAGUGUCAUAGUAGCUACAGAACUGUAAAUAAUGUAAGUGUACUUCAGGUACUGAUUUAUUGGAUGAGGUUUUCAAUACAGAACAUUUAUGCUAAUCAAUGUGCCAGGAGAGCCUUUGCAUAGUAAAAUCACUGCCAUAAAAAGUGAACCAGAUGUGCCAUUGUAUUAAUUUACAGCUAAAAAAAAAAUAAAGUAGUUUGUAUGUGUUUGCUUUCAAAAUCACACGCCAAAGAAAUCUGGAAAUUCCAACUUAACAGACAAAAUAGUGAGCCACUACAGUGUUACUGUGACUCAUGGGACCAGAGAGUGGGUAAUUAAGUUUGAUUUAUACACUGUGUAUGACUGGAACACUGCCAUUUUUCAAUCAUUAAUGCAAACUGAACAGAAAAAAAUCACAAAAUAUGAACAGGCUGUUUAUUACAUUGAAAAUACGCUACUGAAAUUACAAUAUGGACAUCUGUCAAGAAAUAUGGAUUUAUGUAUUACUUUGUCACUAAUGCUGUGACUGCAUCUUCAAUAAAAUGUUAUUCAACUGUG
This is a messenger RNA of Scophthalmus maximus (turbot), 3213 nucleotides long. RefSeq names its product phosphofructokinase, liver a (gene pfkla). Gene Ontology annotation, biological process: fructose 1,6-bisphosphate metabolic process; canonical glycolysis; fructose 6-phosphate metabolic process. Gene Ontology annotation, cellular component: membrane; 6-phosphofructokinase complex; cytoplasm. The transcript is spliced from 22 exons. NCBI's taxonomy places the organism in Eukaryota, Metazoa, Chordata, Actinopteri, Pleuronectiformes, Scophthalmidae. Bases 192 to 2534 code for a protein of 780 amino acids. Gene Ontology annotation, molecular function: 6-phosphofructokinase activity; AMP binding; identical protein binding. The record is from RefSeq and is a predicted model, not a curated record.